CGUCACUCGCCGCUCGCUCAGUUGUUUCAGGGCGGGAGUUAAGAAAUCGUUGAGCGCGGAGAAGUAGCCGCCUGGUUCCAGCUGACUCCGGGUCCAACGCAAUAACAGAGCCAACUCUUCCAACCUGGAUGUUAAAAUAAAGAUAUCAAACGGAUGUGUUUUUCGGAUGUCAAAUCCGAUCUUCAUGUGAGCAGCGGGAGAAAACGUCCUUUCAGCGUCUACAGACAAAAAACCAGACGAAAAUGUCCUGGUGGCCGCGCGGUGAUGAUGGGGAGGAAGCCAUGCUGCAAGACACGGACUCAGAUGUUGCAGAGCCAAGGGACGGUGGGAAAGUCAAAGUGAAGUGGACGCAAGAAGAGGACGACAAGCUCAAGGCACUGAUUCAGAUACUGGGUCAGAACGAGUGGAAAACUAUCGCUAGCUGUAUACCGAAUCACACUGAACACCAGUGCCAGCAUCGCUGGUUCAAGGUCCUGGAUCCUGAGUUGGUCAAAGGUCCUUGGACUAAAGAGGAAGAUGAGAAGGUAAUAGCGCUGGUAAAUCUCUAUGGCAACAAACAGUGGGCAGAGAUCGCAAAGCACCUGAAAGGCAGGUUGGGGAAGCAGUGCAGAGAACGCUGGCACAACCACCUCAACCCGAACGUGAAGAAGUCGUCCUGGACGGCCGAAGAGGAUCUGGUCAUCUACAAAGCUCACUGCCUGCUGGGAAACCGUUGGGCUGAAAUCGCAAAGCUGUUGCCUGGAAGGACUGAUAACGCCGUGAAGAACCACUGGAAUUCAACCAUCAAACGGAAAUUGGAUAUGGGUUUCUAUGCCGGAGAGGUGUUUGCACCAAACGAACUGGAAGAGGUGUUAGCUCGUGUUAAAGACGCGCAGGCACCCAGUUGCUCUCAAGAUGGUGCCGACAAGGAGCCUGAACAGAAAACCAGAGCUUCUGAAGCAUUUGUACGGUCCGCCAAAGCUUCGCCCAUCACCAAGCCUCCAUCUUCAAAAAAUGGUGACAGUCCAAAAGCUGCAGCAGGAUCACCUGACUGGUCUGUGGACGGCUCCAAGUUCCCCUCUCCCAACAGUCAGGCUCUAAAAGAAGUCCUGGACAUGGACAUUGAUGUUUGGUGCAACUUGGCGGACUUUGACCUCCCGACUGACACCCAGAGUCCGGAGCGUCACCAGUUCCGUCUAGAAGGCAGCGCCUUGCAGGAGUUGAGCAAGGGCAGCAAAGGAGAGCUCAUCCCCAUCUCUCCCGGGGGAGUCACUCCACCCUCUGCAUUGAACCGCCAGAGCCGCAGAGUCAUCACAUUGUCUCCAGACACCAGUAACUCUAUGACUCCUAAAAGUACUCCGGUGAAACUCCUACCUUUCUCUCCAUCUCAGUUCCUCAACAUGUGGACGAAGCAGGACAGCCAUGACCUGGAGAACCCAUCCCUCACUUCCACUCCAGUGUGUAGCCAGAAAGCCAUGGUGACAACUCCGCUCCAACGAGACAAGACCCCUCUCAUCAAAAAGGAAAAAUCAAGUUUUGUGACGCCAAAUCACAAGUCCGAGAUCUGCACGACUCCUCGCACUCCCACACCAUUUAAAAAUGCCAUGGAAAAGUACGGCCCCCUUCAUCCUCUGCCUCAGACUCCCAACCUGGAGGAUGACAUCAACGAAGUCAUCCUCAGAGAAGCAGGAAUCAAUCUGUUGGAUGAUCACCAAAUUCUACCGGAGCCACGGCGUAAAUCAACGCACCGGCCUCCAAUGAAGAAAGUGCGAAAGUCCCUGGCCCUUGAUGCAGUGGACUCACAGGCAGCGCCGACAUCCAGACGGAAAUCCAAGAGUGUGGCUAAACUCAACGUGAAGGUGAGGAAGAACAUCAGAAGCCUCUGUGCUCUUGCACUUAUUCACUCUUGUCUCUUGUUUCUCCUGCAGGAAGAGCCUGAGUUGAUUUCCAUUGGCUAUAAAGAGCAUGACAACAUUUUAGACCAGGGCUUCCUUUUGGGGCCCAGUGACAGUGCCAUGUUUCCUACCACAGCGCCCCCAAUGCUGAUGUCCAAAGAGUGGGAGACGAUCGUGUGUGGGAAGACUAGAGACCAGCAGAUCAUGACGGAGCGGGCACGACGCUACCUUCGCUCCCUUAAAUCCCACUCGAUCAACAGAGCUCUAGUUUUGUCCUGAGAUCACCUCAAUGGGCCUCCAGCCUCCAAGAUGGUCUCUUUCUGCCAUGUUGUUUUCCCACUGAUUCUGUACCGACAGGACUUUUACCACCAACGCUUUUAACGCUUCUUUGCAAUUAAUGUGGAAUCGAAGUCGUCAUCUGAUAAUCAAGAUCGUGAUUUUAUGAAUGUUAAGUCUUUAAAUGGAAGAAUAUUGGUCAAUUUUCCGUUUGUUUAAACAGAUGUGCGAUCGAGGUAGAUGUUGUAGGAAAGUCAAACUGGUACUGAGGACGGACUAGAGAAGAAGUAUGAAUAGAAAAAAUAUGCAAUGUGAAAUUUGAAAAGAGUCUGGAAAUCUAGGAGUUUUAUGUGCAGAAUUAGCAAUAUACAUGUUGAGGAGUAUAAUUUUACUGGCAAUUUGUGUAAAUAGCCUGUAUUUUUGAGAUAAAAAA
Synchiropus splendidus (mandarinfish) is the source of this 2583-nucleotide messenger RNA. RefSeq names its product v-myb avian myeloblastosis viral oncogene homolog-like 2b (gene mybl2b). Gene Ontology annotation, biological process: regulation of DNA-templated transcription. Lineage: Eukaryota; Metazoa; Chordata; Actinopteri; Syngnathiformes; Callionymidae. The transcript has 14 exons. The record is from RefSeq and is a predicted model, not a curated record. Gene Ontology annotation, cellular component: nucleus. Gene Ontology annotation, molecular function: RNA polymerase II cis-regulatory region sequence-specific DNA binding; DNA-binding transcription factor activity, RNA polymerase II-specific. Bases 243 to 2153 code for a protein of 636 amino acids.